GACGGACUAUUAGCCUAUACUCUUCUUCCAUACCUAUAAAGCCCGGAGAAGAGAACAUUGUACUCAAACAACAUGCAUUUUCUUCAUGAAAUUACGCUGGUUGCGCUUUUGUUGUCUUGUGUGUAUUCAAAAUCAGUGAAGUUCAAGAAUUGUCCAGGGAGUGGAAGCAUGGUAACAAACGUAGAUGUUGAGCCAUGUCCGUCAGAGCCAUGCCAGAUUAAACGAGGAUCAUUAGUUGCAUUGAAAGUUACAUUCAAAGAAUUAAGCAAUGCAACGGAUGUUAAAUCUAAAGUGUACGGCUACAUAGACCAAAAGAAGAUUCAAUUUCCUCUGGACAACCCCGAUGCAUGCACUAACUGUGGCCUAAAAUGUCCGCUUACCGGUGACACGAGUUACGUCUUCAACUCAACACUUCCAGUUAAAUCAAUCUACCCUGCAAUUGAGCUGGUAGCGGAGUGGCAACUUGUUGACAACAAUUCGAAAGAACAGUUCUGCUUCCAAGUUCCUCUUAAAAUUGUCUAAAUUUUUCAAAAAGGAACUUCAGAUUUUAUUUUGAUAAUGAAUUAAAUCUGAAAGUUAUUAAUAAUUUAACAUGAAAUGUGUAUUAACUGGGCCAUCUUUAUCUCUUUAUGCCACCGCAGUUUUUGUAAACUGUAGGGUAAGGGCCUCCCAAACUGGGCUUCAUUUGAUCUUGGUCUCAUUAAAAGACGUUCAUUUUUCUACGUAACAGAAAGAGAAUGAACUGUAGUUCUUGCAGCUAAAAUUAUGAUCAUGGUCUCUGAUAAUCAGAUUAUAAAUAUGAAAUAAAAGCAACUGACUGUAUUAGCAAAAUAAUUUAAAGAACUAAGGAUAAUACUGUACUUUUUUUUAAAAGUAAAAUAAUAACAGUUUGUUGCACAGCAGACGUUGUAAUUUUUUUCAUACAGAUUUUUUUGUUUCCAUAAAGAUGUGAUAUAUUUUUGUCACUAAUAAACAAGAUGUUGACGCCAAUCAAA
Anneissia japonica is the source of this 995-nucleotide messenger RNA. RefSeq names its product NPC intracellular cholesterol transporter 2-like. Gene Ontology annotation, biological process: intracellular cholesterol transport. Gene Ontology annotation, molecular function: sterol binding. The transcript has 4 exons. NCBI's taxonomy places the organism in Eukaryota, Metazoa, Echinodermata, Crinoidea, Comatulida, Comatulidae. The record is from RefSeq and is a predicted model, not a curated record. Bases 73 to 522 code for a protein of 149 amino acids.